AUGAUUUCAAAUGCAUGUGGCCCGAAAUCCCGCAAGCAUAGCAAGACUUUCACCGGAUGCUGGACAUGUCGUGCAAGGAAAGUCAAGUGUGAUGAAAAGCGUCCGGAGUGCAUGCAAUGCGUCUCCAAGAAGCUUGAGUGUGCGGGAUAUGGGCUCCGGCUCCACUGGUUACCUCCGGAGCAAGGGAUGGCCAUCUCACGUCAAGACGCGCGAGAUCUGUCGCAUGUUCGAUCGCAAAGAAGCCAGAUUCCAUUUGAACCAAACCAUCACGCGCUCAACGACGAUCAGUUAGACGGCAUCCUAGCCUCUAUCGAUGAAUUGGAGCCCCCUAACGUUUUUGACUCGUCCACUGACCCUGAAACUCUGAUUAUCCAUAAUUUUGGUGUUUUCGACCUUUGCCCUAGUCGUGCCGAUCCGCCAGAUGGCUUCGACCAUUCUAUUGAUCAAGAGUUCCCAAGCCGUGCAACCUGCUAUGAUAGUCCAUCCUUUCUCAGCGACCAAAGCUCGUCGGCGAUCCACCCAAAUCAUACCGAUGCUACUUUUCCGUUUGCGACGGAUUUUCUGGAAAGCCUCGAUGCUCCUGGGCAUACAGUUGUCGAUAAACGAGCUGUACGGAAUACAGCUAUCUUUCCAGGGUCCGCGCCAGAUUGGGAUCGUCAAAAGUUAGAUCAAACAUCUUGUGACAUACAAGACCAUAAUGACAGUCAAAGGAAUAUGCCGCGUGUCAACUCUCAGCUUUUCCGUUGGCACGAGCCUAAUGGCUCUAUCAUGUUCAAUCCUUCGCCCACUUACCUAUCGCCGCUUGAACAAUUUUUGAUCCAUCAUUAUAUGUCCCGUGCCAUACGUCUCUUCUGUGUUAUCGACAAUAAGAAAAGUCCUUGGCACAGGAUACAUUUAAAAAGAACUCUUCAGGGUACUGGCCAAAUGAAUAUCCAAGGCUCAACUUCGAACAUUCAGAACGCUCUCCGAAACGCUCUCCUCUCCAUCAGCGCUUUUACCUUGUCAAAUGAUAGCAGAUCGCGUGGGUACCAAGAGGAAUCCACCAAGUGGACCAAUGAAGCUAUGAUAUUUCGGGGUCAGACCUUUAGGCUACUCAAAGACUCAGUCGAACAUGGUUUCGAGUAUGAGCCUUCGCCGAAGUAUAAAGACUACCUCGCCACUAUGUUGUCCAUGAUUUCAAUCAAUGUAAUGUCGGGCGAUACAAGUACCUGCGGAGUUCAUUUGGACGGUGCGUUCCAUUUCAUGAAGAGCGCCCGUAAUUGGAAAUCAAACUACUCUCCUAAGGCAAGGUCCCUUCACCAAAUAUACUUUUAUCUCAGGACCAUAUAUGAAAGCACAGCCAUGAGGAAUCAGACUCAAGGUUCUUUUCAAUCAUCCAAAGUAAUGAUACCCGAACUAUUUGAAACAGGAGCAACUGGGCAGGUUGAUCGAUUGUCUCGGUCACUUUCUGGUCAUUCUCAUGAACCUUGGGCCGAAAUCAAUUUCGUAUCGAUAUAUGGCGUCCCGCAGCACUUGCUUGUCUUACUCGGGAAAACAACCGAACUGACGGUGUCACUAACAAAGGCCCGAGAAGCAGGUGAAAAUUCCAAAGUACCCAGUGAGCUCUCUGCAGAAUGUGAUGAUCUCGAAAGGGCGAUUAUGGAUUGGUCUUUGGACCAAGAGCUCGAUCGAUAUCUUGCGGGUGAUGUAGAUUCAAGCUUAAAUAUCAUCCGCCAGACAUCUCGUGCUUUUCAUAAUGCACUAAUCAUAUAUUUCGCUCAACACGUUCGUCUCGUCGGCUACCGGUAUCUUCGUUCACAUAUUGAAGUGGUGCUUGACUGUAUUGAAGCAAUCGAAAAAAUAAAAGAAGAAUCAAAUUGUUUCGCGGCGCCUUUAUAUUGGCCUGCCUUUAUAGCAGCCAGCGAGGCAUUUGACGAGCAGUUCCAAAAUAGAUUCAGAGCAUGGUACGAACGAGUUGAAUUGUAUGGAAUUGCAGCUGUAAGGACUGGAAUCAUGGUGUUAGCUCAAGUCUGGAAGAAUGGCCCCGAUGUAUUGAAUCAAACAACAAGCCAUUGGCGGAUGGAGGUUAAACGCAGUAGUUCAAUUUUGAUGCUGAGCUAGGUUAUUUAUUCGGCCCAAUUAAGCUACAUAAUAGAGAUAUGGAUCGCUA
Molecule: messenger RNA, 2149 nt
Organism: Aspergillus caelatus
Lineage: Eukaryota; Fungi; Ascomycota; Eurotiomycetes; Eurotiales; Aspergillaceae
Product: Zn(II)2Cys6 transcription factor
Exons: 3
Coding region: 1-2100 (699 amino acids)
Biological process (GO): positive regulation of transcription by RNA polymerase II
Cellular component (GO): nucleus
Molecular function (GO): transcription cis-regulatory region binding; zinc ion binding; DNA-binding transcription factor activity, RNA polymerase II-specific
Source: RefSeq, a predicted model, not a curated record